AUUCUUCAACUUUAUGCAGGUUGCAUUGGUCUUAUUUGUCCUUGCUUCCUGUUCGGAAAGAAUGCAGAGUUUUUGGGUUCUGGGACUUUGAUCGGAUCAUGCAUGACACAUUUCAUUUUGUGCGGUCUUGUCAAUGCUCUCUGUUGCCUGUUGACUGAAGGCAUUUUCUUAGGGUUACCAGGAUGUGUUGUUGCAUGCUAUGCUUGUGGAUACCGCAGAGCACUUCGUUCAAAGUAUAAUCUGCAGGAAGCGCCAUGUGGGGACUUAACUACUCAUAUGUUCUGCCACAUGUGUGCCAUAUGCCAAGAGUAUAGGGAGAUCCGUGAGAGGUCAGGCAAUGCCAAUCCCUCUGAUCUUAAACUUCCUGUAGUUACAGCUCCACCUGUCCAGACAAUGGAAUCAGCUCCCGAGGAAUAAUGCUGUUUGAGGCACUGUAGUCCCCUUAAUAUUUCUUGGCAAGUGUUUUGGGGUUGUCCUUCUACAUCAUAUUCUUGCAAGCAUCUUGCUUUGAUAUUUUCUUUGUAUCCAAGGCCUUUUGGGUUUCACAGUGUCUGUAUUUGUUUUCCGAAUUUCAUUCUUUUGUGUCAGGACAUAAUUUGGUUUUAUAGAAUAUGUUUUCAAUGCAAAGAUCUGUUCUGUAACGAAACAUAGAAUUUUAGUAAUAUAAACGAGAUUUUGUUUUUUUGAA
Macadamia integrifolia is the source of this 688-nucleotide messenger RNA. RefSeq names its product protein PLANT CADMIUM RESISTANCE 10-like. The transcript has 2 exons. The annotation marks the transcript as partial. NCBI's taxonomy places the organism in Eukaryota, Viridiplantae, Streptophyta, Magnoliopsida, Proteales, Proteaceae. The record is from RefSeq and is a predicted model, not a curated record.